AUAAAGCAACGAAAAAAAAAAGCAAACGGACGUGUAAGCUCCACAUUAGCAAAGCCGCGUCCGUGCGUAUAAUAGCGAGCAUCCACCCGCACCGCCUCCCCCGUGUUCCCCCAUCCCCACUGACGCCUCCUCCGCACGACACACCGGCGCCGCACUCAUCGGAGAGGAGCAAGCUCCCGCCCCGGCUCGAUCCGAUGGCCAACAGCAACCUUCCGCGACGAAUCAUCAAGGAGACGCAGAGACUCCUCAGCGAGCCAGCACCGGGGAUCAGCGCUUCGCCCUCGGAGGAGAACAUGCGCUACUUCAACGUCAUGAUCCUUGGUCCGGCGCAGUCGCCCUACGAAGGGGGAGUUUUUAAGCUGGAACUCUUUUUACCCGAGGAAUAUCCGAUGGCUGCCCCAAAGGUUAGGUUUCUGACCAAAAUAUACCAUCCCAACAUUGACAAGAAAUGGUUAUUCCUUAACGGAUUUACCUUUGUAGCUUGUAUCCAGGCACUCCUAAGUGCACCAAAUCCAGAUGACCCUCUCUCCGAAAACAUUGCUAAGCACUGGAAGUCCAAUGAGGCAGAAGCUGUUGAAACAGCGAAGGAGUGGACUCGUCUGUAUGCCAGUGGUGACUCGCUGGCCUAUGCUAUUUCUCCUCCCUCCCCUUUCAUGCUCUCCCGUGCUGAGAUCUCGUCGUUCCCAAUUCGCUAUGGCGUGGCCUCCGCGCAGGACUUCGAGCGCUACUACGACGCGGGCCUCGGCAUCUGCCGCCAGCCCAAGGGCGACGGCGACGACGACGACGACGCGCCGCCCGGAUCGGGCUCCGCCGACACCGCUCACGGCCACGCCAACGGCGGCGUCGACCUGUCCGUCUUCGAGCAGUUCCAGCGGAUGGAUAGAAAUGUCGAGUUGCGCUAUGGGGCAAUGGAUGCCGGGCCACCGCAGAAAUCCCUGCUUCCUUCUUUUGAAUCUGCAGAAACACGCAACUUAGCCGAGACAUUGUUGAGGGAUAUCAUUCGUGGGAGUCCAGAUGUCAAAUGGGAAAGCAUUAAAGGUUUGGAAACUGCGAAGCGACUUCUUAAGGAGGCAGUUGUCAUGCCUAUAAAGUAUCCCAAGUACUUCACAGGUCUGUUAUCACCCUGGAAAGGUAUAUUGCUAUUUGGUCCACCAGGAACAGGAAAGACAAUGCUGGCAAAAGCUGUGGCUACCGAGUGCAAAACAACUUUUUUCAACAUUUCAGCCUCAUCAAUUGUCAGCAAAUGGCGUGGUGACUCGGAGAAACUAGUAAAAGUCUUAUUUGAGCUUGCAAGGCAUCAUGCACCAUCUACCAUUUUCCUUGAUGAGAUUGAUGCUAUCAUUAGCCAACGUGGUGAAGCUCGUAGUGAACAUGAAGCCAGUCGGCGAUUGAAGACUGAACUAUUAAUACAGAUGGAUGGAUUGACUAAGACAGAUGAGCUUGUUUUUGUUCUGGCGGCCACAAAUUUACCUUGGGAACUAGACGCAGCAAUGUUACGCCGAUUGGAAAAACGUAUUCUUGUGCCCUUACCAGAGGCAGAAGCUAGGCAUGCUAUGUUUGAAGAGUUCCUUCCAUCGACUCCAGAUACAAUGGAGAUUCCAUAUGAUGUUCUUGUGGAGAACACCGAAGGAUAUUCCGGCUCUGAUAUACGCCUUGUCUGUAAGGAGGCAGCAAUGCAACCACUUAGACGGUUAAUGGCAGUUCUAGAAGGCAGACAAGAAGAAAUGCCAGAGGAUGAGUUGCCUGAAGUUGGCCCAAUAGCGGCAGAAGAUAUCGAACUUGCCUUGAGAAAUACACGGCCGUCUGCUCAUCUCCAUGCACAUAGAUAUGAGAAAUUCAAUCAAGAUUAUGGCAGCCAUGUCAUUGGCUAAAGGAGCAUGUUGAUAUGACCUUGUUUGCACCCUGUAUGGAGCUUUAGUAUUCGUCGGCAGAAAGGAUAAUUACCAUCCAUGUAUUUCCAGCUCGUAAGCAUUGCUUGUGCAUAAUAUUUGUUCCAUCAUCAUGUAUAUUACCAUUUACAUCACAAACAGUAAGUCCUUUGGGUAUUCAAGCUCUA
This is a messenger RNA of Triticum urartu, 2056 nucleotides long. Lineage: Eukaryota; Viridiplantae; Streptophyta; Magnoliopsida; Poales; Poaceae. The record is from RefSeq and is a predicted model, not a curated record.